Prunus dulcis (almond) is the source of this 1133-nucleotide messenger RNA. RefSeq lists its product as uncharacterized. The record is from RefSeq and is a predicted model, not a curated record. The transcript is spliced from 2 exons. The coding region runs from base 108 to 965 and encodes 285 amino acids. NCBI's taxonomy places the organism in Eukaryota, Viridiplantae, Streptophyta, Magnoliopsida, Rosales, Rosaceae.
CCAAUACAACGAUAAAGUUAAGCGCCUUCCUCUUCUCUGCGCUCUCUCUCUCUCUCUCUGUGGGUAUUUUGCAAUCUGCUCUGAAGUUUGAAUACCGUCAAUCAUCAAUGUCAAAGAUGAAACCGGAUCGCAAGCCUCCGCUUGCUAAAUCACCCAUCAGGCUUCGACCCCGUCGGGUCCUCGGAUCAAACGCAAACUGUAUGCCAACCCCAGCAGGGCGGUCUGAGAUCGGGUUCGAGCAAACCGAUAAAAUUUUAACAGGCGGAUCUUUAAGAAAAUCGGAGAAAGCAAGACGCUCAGGCACAUGGGAGAUGGAAGAAGCGGAGCUUCGACCUGAAUACCGCUCCAUUUCGUGGGAACUGAGGGCUUUAGAAAAGAUGAUAACUGGAGAGGAAUUGGGCAAGGAAGAUUAUUGUGGUGGUGGUGGAGAUACUGAUAGCAGCAGCAGCCAUAGGCUGAGUUCGUUGAAUUCGAGUCCUUUGUUUGAAAGGGGUAGGUUUUACGAGGAGUAUUCUGCUAGAAGGAAUGAGCGGUUGAAUAGGAAGAAUAAGAUCAAGGUAAAGGAGGGCGGUUGUGAGACAAAUUAUUCAAAAACUGCCGCGUCUGCGUCCGCCUCUAAAUAUAAGCUGGGUGUUACAGUAGAAUCUGCCAAAAGAAACAGUUUUACCAGCACUCGUACUACUACUAGCAGCAGGAAGCUUCAAAGCUUGAGGAAAUCAGUCUCUGCUGCUUACUCGGUGGUGGAGACUCAACAGGCUCCGUCUCCAACUCCGCCUCCGGCUCCGGCUCCCAGGUAUAUGCUGAGAAGCUUGAUGAACAAAGAGAAUAUGAAGCCUCCUCUGCCUCAGCCUACUUUGUACUCCUCUCAUCAAAAUCAUAAAUCUGCAAACCGUGGGGGACGGAAAACCGGAGCUCCAGCUCCAGCUCCAACUCCAACUCCAUCUCCAAGGGUUGGGUAUUAUUAGGCAAGAUUUCAUUAGUUUGGGAUGUUUUAGUUGAUUGACUUGAUUUGAUGAACCGUAUCUUACUCAUUAAGGCUGGCAAAUUUGGGUUGCCUCUCCUCUGUUUUGUUUUCUCUGUUUCUGAAACUCAACUUAUAAAAAAUUGAUGUGCCUGCGUGCCUAUUCUAUUAA